Messenger RNA from Dicrocoelium dendriticum, 1542 nucleotides. NCBI's taxonomy places the organism in Eukaryota, Metazoa, Platyhelminthes, Trematoda, Plagiorchiida, Dicrocoeliidae. The record is from the annotation of a GenBank genome assembly.
AUGCUAUUGCGUCGCACUGGUGUGUUCACCGAGCAAGAGUUACGACUGAAAUUUUUACAAACCCGUAACGCAUGUUUAGAGAACCAGUUGCACCUGUGCUUGACUGCACCAAGAAUAUCGGAACCAGUUCGUUUGGGCCUGACUGAUACUUCCGAUUCUUUUAUCUCCCCUGUGACCACUGGGGGAUUUCGGAACUCGAAUCGGCCACAUUACGAUGCGUAUUGGAGAGCCACUCGCCGUGUCGAGGUGACACGUGUCCAACUAUUUGAUAUAAUAACACAAUAUCGUGCCGUGUUCUUUGAUGAAGAAUCUACCACAUGGAAAAAAGAUCUGGAGGCAGCAGAUGGAAAAUUAAAUUCAUUUCUAGUCAAUCCUCUGUGUUUGUCUGAUGAAACACAGGGCGAUGUCUCUCGCGGCGGAUACCAUCUUUUCAACGCUUGGCUCGUUCACCGCAUCAGCACAUUCCUAAACACUCUAACUUCCGAUAUCAAAGAAAUGUUAUAUCAGCCGCACCUUUCUGUUCAAGAAGUUGUGGACCGCUGGUCUGGCAGCAAUUUCAAGGCAUCCGGAACGGAUAGCUCACCGCAUCUGGAGCUAGAUACCAUUUUUACACAAAUGCAAUCUCUCCUCUCUCAGACCAUGUACUUUGGAAGGUCUCUUGGACGUUUCGGCUGCGAUUUCAGACCGCAUUUGAGUGAUUUGUUUCUCACAUGUAUUCUGGACUUUGUUGAGGUCUAUCUUCGAAAUGCGUCCGACGAGUUUACAAUCGCCAUAGACAACGUACCGUGGAAAGUUGAUGCCAGUCCAUCGGAUGCUGACACUACAUGUUUCGAUCCUAAGGCAACCACUCCAUCCGAAUUGACGUCCUCUCUUCCUUGCGUUCUGAUUUCCUACCCUCCACUUGCACUGCUCUACAACAGCUUCAUGGAUCUAUUCAACGGCCUGCGAUUCUGUUGCCCCGUUGCUCUACGGCACAGCCUCAUCACCUCAGUAUCCGACUGCCUGAGCACCUGUUGCACCAGAAUACUCACUGCAUAUCGUUCUUUGGUGGGUCAGAAGACAAUUGAGUGGCGCACUGAGGUGGUUGAUUUUGCGGCACACUUCGCUACUGAGAUGGUGCCCAAGGUCCUGACUCAUUUGAUCAUCCAACUGCUGUGUGCUGCUAGCGAUGCGUCUGGGGGGAUGAACAGCACCGAAAUUUCUCACCUUGUUGUGCAUCGUCUAAGCCGACAAAUUUGUGCGCCGAUACACGAAACCUGGCCACGCAUCUUAUCCGUGUCGAUGGAGCUUGAGCUUCCCUUGGAAACAGCUAACCUGUCCGAGCUGAAGAAAUCCGAAGCAGAUCCAAUACCUUCCAUGGCGUCAGCCGAUACUAUGGUUGAUACUGAGCCUUGCCUCAACGGUUGUACUGCUAAUGUUGGCUCCGUCACAGAUACGAUAACCUGACGGCUUUCCAACAUUCGUUUGGGCUGAACUCUGUGAUUUUUAUCAUGCUUUUUGACUUCUGUUUCUAUAGUCUGCGAAUAUACUUUCCAAAAGCUA